Molecule: messenger RNA, 264 nt
Organism: Clunio marinus
Lineage: Eukaryota; Metazoa; Arthropoda; Insecta; Diptera; Chironomidae
Source: the annotation of a GenBank genome assembly
AUGAUUGUAACCGACAACAAAUUUGACGAACAGAAUUCUAAUUCUACUCUACCUAUCAUUACUAAUUGGUUCAAUUUUGAUCAUGACAACGACAGAGUCAGUGAACUUAGUUUAAAACGGGAUGCGAAUGUCUCUUCAGAUACAAAAUUCUAUUUGACAGCAAAUUCUAAUUGGAUUCGCAUGAAUGGAAUCUCGAAUGAACUUUCCACACACUCGGUCAUUGCUUAUUGCACCAGUUUUCCGCUGCCAGCAAUGCACAUUUGA